AUGGCAGGCAAACGCACAGGUCCACCGAGGGCCGCUGUCGACGUAGAAGCAGUGCCACGGAGGUCUGCUCGUCUUGCACGAAGCCCAGCACUACAGACGCCUGCCUUUGCUAGCAGGGUCUCGAAGUGGGGUCGCAACAGGAGCACAAGCAUUCAAAGCCAAAGACUACGAUUCCCAUCCCGCGAUGAGCCAACUCAGCAUCGAGCAACUGAAGAGAAGCCCCCGGCGCCCUCGGCACUCGUGACGCUCCCAAAUGAGCUGCUGUACAUGUGCUUAGAACACGUAUGGCCAGAAGAAACUAUCGACGUGUCGGCCCACGUCUUCCCUAGCAAAUAUGACCCGGACCUGCCUUCAACCUGGGACCACGGCUUGCUUACGUCAUGCAAGUCACUCCGCCACAGAACUCAACACUGGCUUCGCAAGAACAGGACUGUGGUAUGCGCGACCGGAUACUACUCCUGCCCAGAUGGUGAUCUACGAAAGAUUUUCAAGGGAGAUAUGAUCAGCUGUUUCACUCACGUCAGGAUGACCAUAAAUUGCCGCGAGGUGUAUUCCCUCUUCCCGCGAGUGGUUAGCACUAUAGCCUGCUUCAACGCUAUGCACGAUACUACCUUUCUCGACGUUUUCAUCAUCUUCUCGAAAUCCAAGAAUCCUGAGGACACCUAUCCUCAUUGUUACUUUCAUGCGGGUCGGGAACUGCCACUUGAUUUUGCCCAAAUAGCGUCAUUGCACCGGAUUCACAUCAGAGAUACCGAAAGUCCAAAGCUCCUACCUGGUACUGAGUCUGCUACUCGGGCAACCUUUGGAAGCUUUCUGGUUUCUAUCCGGAGGCGCAAAUGGUUCGAAGACGUCUACAAUGUCUUGCACACUCUCUGCAUGGAAGACGUGCGUUCCGGUUCCCAUACGGACAUUCGAAUGGUUCGCAGACGUCUACGAGAUCUUGAGCGCUCUGGGGAUGGAAGCUCUCAGGUCGCGUGA
Molecule: messenger RNA, 978 nt
Organism: Parastagonospora nodorum SN15
Lineage: Eukaryota; Fungi; Ascomycota; Dothideomycetes; Pleosporales; Phaeosphaeriaceae
Exons: 2
Coding region: 1-978 (325 amino acids)
Source: RefSeq, a predicted model, not a curated record